Messenger RNA from Leucoraja erinaceus (little skate), 2169 nucleotides. RefSeq names its product multidrug and toxin extrusion protein 1-like. Gene Ontology annotation, cellular component: membrane. The record is from RefSeq and is a predicted model, not a curated record. Gene Ontology annotation, biological process: xenobiotic detoxification by transmembrane export across the plasma membrane. Lineage: Eukaryota; Metazoa; Chordata; Chondrichthyes; Rajiformes; Rajidae. Gene Ontology annotation, molecular function: xenobiotic transmembrane transporter activity; antiporter activity.
GGGGAAGAACGAGACGCCUGUCCUUGUGCGUGCCGGCACGGAUUUGGACUGAAUCCAGGAUUGGUGACUGUUUCCAGGUACAUCUUCCGAUGACCCGAAACGUUACCGAGUCAUUCUCUUCAGAGAUGCUGUCUGACCCCCAGAGUUACUCUAGGUUUUUUUGUGUCUAUCGUUAACGAAGAGAGAACACGGCUGACUGGGGUUGUCGGACGACGGAGAGGAUUUGGAACCAUGGAGGACUUGAUGCAAGUUUCCCGGCACACCGUCCCCCACUCGUCUCCAAAUUGGUUCGACUUGCUCCUGAGGCAAAUAAAGAGAAUGGUGCCGCUCAAUUUCUGGGAGGAGGUGAAAAGACUAUCCCUGGUGGCUGGUCCGGUGUUUUUGUCACAGCUGUUGGUGUUCCUCAUAAAUAUUGUCAGCACCAUAUUCUGCGGACAUUUGGGAAAAGUCGAACUGGAUGCAGUUUCACUCGCCACAACGGUGAUCAAUGUGUCAGCCAUCUCGGUUGGAUAUGGGAUAGCCUCAACCUGCGACACACUCCUCUCUCAGACACACGGCAGUAGGAACUUGAAGAGAAUCGGUGUGAUUCUACAGCGAGGAAUUCUCAUCCUGAUGAUAUUCUGCUUUCCCUGCUGGGCCCUCCUUGUCAACACUGAGCGCAUCCUGCUGGCAUUCAAGCAGCCUCCCGGGGUGGCCAAGUUAGCAAAUAUAUACGUGAAGAUAUUCUCCCCUGCUCUGCCUGCAAUAUUUAUUUAUCAGCUGGAAGUCAAAUAUCUUCAAAAUCAGGGCAUCAACAUGCCACAGGUCGCCAUUGGUCUCGUGGCCAACAUUAUCAACGCAGUCGUUAAUUUUAUCCUUCUCUACGUGCUACCUCUGGGAAUUCCAGGAUCGGCUGCUGCUAAUGUUAUCUCCCAGUACUGCCAACCCAUCCUCCUGUUUCUCUACAUCCGAUGGAGGAAGCUGUACGUGGACACGUGGGAUGGGUGGUCCAUGGAAUGCCUGCAGGAGUGGGGACAAUUUGUUGGGCUGGCGAUCCCCAGCAUGCUGAUGAUAUGCUUCGACUGGUGGAGUUACGAGAUUGGAGCUUUCCUAGCAGGAUUAAUUAAUGAAGUUGAACUUGGAGCCCAGUGUGUCGUUUAUCAGAUUUUAACAGCAGUAUACAUGAUCGCCAUGGGAUACAGUGUGGCCGCCAGCGUCCAUGUGGGUAAUGCACUGGGAGCCAGACAACCAGAGAAGGCUAAAAACUUGGCCAGAGUUGCUCUAUGCUGCAUUGGAUUCUGUGCGUCGGUGACCAGUGUGAUUCUGGGGGCUGUUGGCUCUAUGCUGGGCAAUGUCUUCACUACCGACAAGGAGAUUAUUUCGCUGGUUGCCGUGGUAUUACCUUUGGUUGUUACGCACCAAUUCUUCGACGCCAUGGUGUGUGUUUGUGGGGGCGUGCUGAGAGGGGCAGGAAAGCAAAAGCUGGGAGCUAUCGUCAACCUGGUGGGAUUUUACCUGAUCGCGUUCCCUGUUGGAAUCUCUCUGAUGUUUGCUGGAAAAUUCGGAAUCUUCGGCUAUUGGAUCAUGAUGUGUUGUGUUGCCACCCAAUUCGCAAUCUUUCUGGUGGUGAUAGACAGAAUCAACUGGACGGAGGCAUCCGAUCAGGCGCUGGUUAACGCGGGCGUGAGGAAAGAUGUGGUCUCCUCUCACGGGGCUGAAACUGGCUCGGCUCAGCACACCUCCACAGAAGUGUGUUCGGGAAACAUUGCGGUCAUUGAGAUCGGUCCUGAGGAGAGUGCAGUGGAGCAACAACAGCGAGAGGAAACCUCCAGCCCCAAGCCGAGUGCUGGCGCUGUUCUGCAAAUGUUAACAGUGAAGCAACUAAUAGUCCGUCGCGGACUUACCUUACUCUCGGGUCUACUGAUACUGGCCAUUGGACUGCUGCUGCAGAUGGUAUAAACUCCUGUCGAGCCUCACACAGCAGCAGGCGGGAUGCUGGCACCCUGAGACCGUGCGAGGAACAACAGCGGCAGGCUUCACCCAACGGACGAAGGAGGACGUGAUGUUCACAGGGUGCGGCCACUACUGCAGGGAGAUUCCGACCGUCGCCAACACCAUCAACAAAGUUGAUAAACUGUUCCAUUUCCAGUUCCAGGAAGUCAAUUCUACUUAAGUUUAGACACAAAGUUC